AGGGUGUGAGUUUUUUACCAUUAAAUUCGUGCCUUCCGCCGCUUCAAAGGAUCAGCAAUCAACACUUGCAGAUCAGUCUAUGUUCCAGUGCCCGGGGGAUAAUUCGCUCGGAAUACAAUGACCCAAUAAGUCUUUGUCUGGCAAUCCUUGUAAUCACUUUGACCCACAGCCUUCGCCACGUUCUAUGUUCAGUGCAUCCAUCGCAUGCUCGCAGGUCUUUAGACUGAUGUUGAUAGAGGAGAUUCUAGGAGAUCAGUCAUAAUGUCAUCUCGCGACGAAGACUUUCGUCGUUCCCGACUUCUUGACGGUCCAGAGUGGCUAGGAUAUCCGCACGAUGGCUAUGAGCCUGUGUCUCUACGCGAAUAUCUCGAUGAUCGACCGAAAGAUUCUUCAACCCGAUAUCUGGCGACUAGCUAUCAAAGCCUGCUCACAUUCGGCCUGUUGGAAGCGGUGGUUGAGGCCCCCAUAGCAGAAGAAAUGCUGCUGGAAAGGAAUCGGAGUGGCAAGAUAUUUGAGCCACUAGGGGAUGGAAUAUCGUCAAUGGUUUGCUUCAUCGUGUUCAUCGCUGAAACAUUAGUUAAUGCGCACGCAAGGAUGAUUGUAGGAUCUCCAACGCCUAAAGAAGGGUUCUCAUGGUCUAUGAUCUGGACACCGCCAAUCAGAGAGUCAUUACGAAGAGAAAUGCAUGACAACGAAUGGUGUCUGUUGGCAAUCGAAUAUCUGGCCAGUACCAGGACAAUAUCAUCCUUGCGAUAUGCCUGCGAGCACGGUCCGCUAGGUGACGGCAAAGAUCACUCGGCUUGCACGCCACAGUUUUGCGCCGCUUAUGAUAUCGAGAUGGGAAUGUACGUCCCAAAACACAAUAAUAUUUGCGGAUCCAUGUUGGGGGACUCAGCUACCCUGUGCGAAUACUCCAUGCCUGCACUCGUGCAAGUCAUUGCGCAUAUCAAAGAUAACUAUAUGCCCGUAGUCGCUCUUUAUUAUUCUAGUCGUAAGGUUUAUAUAUCGAUGAUAGUGAGAGACGGCUGGUAUAUUAGCACUACAAACCACGAGGUACUUGCUUUAGUCCCUGUUACACUUUGUAGGAAGUAG
Molecule: messenger RNA, 1092 nt
Organism: Alternaria alternata
Lineage: Eukaryota; Fungi; Ascomycota; Dothideomycetes; Pleosporales; Pleosporaceae
Exons: 4
Coding region: 262-1092 (276 amino acids)
Source: RefSeq, a predicted model, not a curated record